Paralichthys olivaceus (Japanese flounder) is the source of this 2107-nucleotide messenger RNA. RefSeq lists its product as uncharacterized. Gene Ontology annotation, molecular function: GTP binding. The record is from RefSeq and is a predicted model, not a curated record. NCBI's taxonomy places the organism in Eukaryota, Metazoa, Chordata, Actinopteri, Pleuronectiformes, Paralichthyidae.
UGCUACACUCAUGUGUUCUCAAUUUAUGGACAGAGAACAGAAACAAUAUGUCAUCUAUUAGCAAGCAGCUGUCGUCCAUCACAUGUGCAGGCAGGAAGCCUUCUCCCUCUUUCACUGAGAUCAGACUGGUUUUGCUUGGGAAGACCGGCUGCGGAAAAAGCUCCACGGCCAACACCAUCUUGGGUCGUAAGGCCUUCGAAUCAAGGGUUAGCAGCUCGUCUGUCACCCUGCGUUGUCGCCGGGCCAGUGGAGAAUUUCGUGGGCGACACCUGAUGUUGCUGGACACCCCAGGGCUGCUGGACACUUCUCAGGCUCCACACGAGGUGCAGAGGGAGUUGAGGAGAAGCAUUAGCCUUCUGUAUCCCGGGCCCCAUGUCUUCCUCCUCGUCAUUAACAUUGGGAGGUUCAGUCAGGAGGAGAAGGAGGCGUUGCGGCAGAUCAAACAGGCGAUGGGAUCUCAGGCUCUGCUUUUCUCUGUGGUGGUUUUUACCCAUGGAGACCUUCUGGAGGAGGGGACAUCUGUGAAGCAGUGUCUGAUAGACAGGUGCAGGGACCUGGCCGAGCUGGUGGCCGAAUGCAGAGGCAGGUACUGUGUCUUCAACAACCAAAGCUCCAAGAGCAAGGAGCAGGUGUCUGAGCUGUUUGCCUUAGUGGACACCAUGAUGCAGGCGAAUGAAGGAUGCUACUACGCCAGCAAGAGUCUCCAAAAAGCUGAGGAGGAUCUGGCUCAGGAGCAGCAGCAGGAGCAGAGGCUACUGGAAGAGAGGGAGGCGCUGUUCAAAAAGAAACAGGAGGCUGUGCUGAAAGAGUGGUAUGAAAAAGAGCUGGAGGUUGUCCAGCAAAAAAACAUGAAGGAGCUAAGGGAGCUGAAGAGAAAACAGGAGCUGGAGAGGCAGAAUGAGGAGAAACUGGCGAGAGGUCGAGAGGAGGACUUUAGACGAGAGAUAGAGGAGAGUAACAAGAGGGAGAAGGAGAGGAAGAUACAAGAGAUGGUGAGAGUGAUGGAGAUACGUAGAGAGGAAGAGAGGAAGAGGGAAGCUCUCCAAGAAAAGCUGGACAAAGCCUCUAAAAUGCUGGAGGAGCACACUGAGCAGGAGGAGAAGAUGAGGAGAGCAAUGGAGGAGAAAAUGCAAAAAGACAAAAUGGAAAACCUGCUGAAAGAGCGUGAGAUGGAGGUUCAGCAGAUACAGAAGGAGCAGGCCAUCAGGCAGAGGGAGGAGAUGAAGAGAGACGCUCUGCAGACGGAGCUGGAAAAACUCAUUCAGAGAUUGGAGGAUCAGAGCAGGAAGGAGGAGGAAAGGAAAAAGCAGAUGGAGGACAUGCUCAGGCACGAGAAGGAAGAGAACCAGAGAGAACGGGACAUGCAGAUGGAGAAUCAGAGAGCGGAGAAAAGGAAAUGCGAGGCUCUGAAGCAGGAGCUGAAACUCAUUACAGUGCAGGUAGAGCAUCAAACGGCAAAGGAAGAGAGCCUGAAGAGACGGCUGGAGGAGAACCUGCAGAAGGAGAGAGAAAAGUACCACAGAGAAAUCGCAGUGUUGAGAAAGCAGUGCAGUAAGAAGUGUUUGGACAACGAGACAAACAACAUGAGGUCUGUGGAGAAACAAAGCAUGAUGUCAACUGCGACUGGGUACACUCACGAAAUGGGGCUGGUGGGGCUGAACGCAGCUUUAGAAAGUGUUGGAGCUUCCUGUUGCGUACAGUAACAGCAUGAACGUUUUGUAUUUAUCUUACAUUUACUCUCUCAGCUGCAUCUGUUUUGUGCAUGUUUGUUAAACUAUCAUCAUUCAUUUAAUGAUAAUUAAAUGUAAUAAUAAUAGUAAUAAUAAUAAAUGCAUAUUGGAUGCAACCAUUAACUCACAGUAAGGAAGACAAAGGAAAUGAAUGCCAUGUGAAAACAAUUUCAUUUCAAGAAAUGGAUGUAAUUCCAGUGUGUCCUAGAUCAGCAAAUGCACCAAAAUAGUACAAAUUGUGAAAAAAAUGAUGGGAGAUAAUCUGAUUAACAUCUCCCGCUCUCUGCUUGGGACUCUGUGUCUGUCUACAUCAUCUAAAUCUGUAUUCAAACACAACCUGUUGCCAUUAAUAAAGAUCAAAUAUAGCUUGAGUGCUA